This is a messenger RNA of Olea europaea var. sylvestris, 819 nucleotides long. Its product is annotated as E3 ubiquitin-protein ligase ATL23-like. Lineage: Eukaryota; Viridiplantae; Streptophyta; Magnoliopsida; Lamiales; Oleaceae. The record is from RefSeq and is a predicted model, not a curated record. Bases 267 to 659 code for a protein of 130 amino acids. The transcript has a single exon.
UUAGGUGGCAAGCAUUCAUUCCAUAUAUAUUGGGUAAAAGACAAUCUUAAACCAGCUAAUUAAUGCAUGUCAUCUGUGUAUCUGGCAUCCCUUCUGCCAAAAGCUUCUGUACAAGAAGCUUUAUUCCAUAUAUAAACCAUUUCAUUUCCACACAACACUCAUACCGUUAAACUGAGCCAUGGUGUGCAUCACUCUCCAGCCCCCCUAGAUUUAAAGCCCAUUCUCUACCUUGAAUACGCUUGUAGAGACAGAAAAGAAGGGAAUUAAUGCUAUUUUCAGUGUUUCUUCUACUCUUUCUACCAUGCGCCAGCUUGGGUGUAGUGUUCCUGCUUUACAUCUGUUUGCCAUGGUGCGCUGACAGUUCCAACAACCCGGAGUUCCAGUCUCCUGUAAAGCCCGGUCGAGGAACGGGUCUCUCUACCGACGAUCUUAAAAAAAUCCCAAAAGUCACCGGAAAAGAUUUGGUUCUGGGCACUGAUUGUGCUGUGUGUUUGGACGACAUUGAGAGUGAUCAACUGGCUAGAAUGAUUCCCGGUUGUAAUCAUGGGUUCCAUCUAAUGUGCGCUGAUUCUUGGCUGUCUAAGCACCCGGUUUGUCCUCUUUGUCGGGCCAAGAUUGGGCCCGAACUCCUCAAUCCUCCUGAGAGCAAUCCUUGUUGACUGUUAAAUGGAGCAUUGGACAGCUUGAAGCCAUGAAAGGUGUAAUUAAUUAAAAAGUUUUUUUUUUUUUUCGAUCUUUUUUUGGCACUAUAUACUCCAACAUAUCACUUCUUUCCAUCCAUUUCUAUCGUUAAAAUGAUGAAUAUGUUGUCCUAUUUAA